UGCAGGUCUAGUUGUUGAGCCGCUUCUGGUUGUUGAGCAGAGCAAAGCUGAAACCUCACAGCUCAGCUGUCAGCUCCAACGUUCCAUCUUCCUCGGAAACUCCGAAGGAACCGGGACAACAACAAAGGUCGCGUCUUUGGAGAAACCAUCACAUGCGCGCUCUCCUCCAUUGCCGCCACCACCACCACCAUCAUCACCCACUUCGCUCUCCCAUUCCUCUCGCCAACAUGAGCUCCCUCUCGCUCCCUCUCCCCUCCUCCGCCGCUUCUUCCCCGCGAUGCCUCCUCCUCCUCGCCGCCGCCGCCGCCGCCCCCGACCCCUCCUUCAAGCCGUCCCUGUUCUUGCGCUUGUCCGGCGCGCCCCGAAAUGGGUCCCCCGGCCUCCGCCUCGGGAAGGUGGGUCGCCGAUCCAGGGCCUUCAUGGGCGUCUCCGCCGGAACCCAGAAGGCCGUCGACGACGGAUUGUUUCUUGAUUACAAGUCCUCCACCGCUUUCUUGUUCCCCGGUCAGGGUGCACAAGCAGUUGGAAUGGGAAAAGAUUCCCAGAGUGUGCCUGCCGCCGCAGAAUUAUACAAGAAGGCAAAUGACAUAUUGGGGUAUGAUCUUCUAGAUGUUUGUAGCAAUGGUCCAAAAGAAAAAAUUGAUUCAACUGUUAUAAGUCAGCCAGCCAUCUAUGUCACAAGUCUGGCUGCAGUUGAAAUACUACGUGCUCGGGAAGGAGGUCAACAGAUAAUCGAAUCUGUUGAUGUUACUUGUGGGUUAAGCUUGGGAGAAUACACUGCUCUAGCAUUUGCUGGAGCUUUCAGCUUUGAGGAUGGGCUUAAAUUGGUCAAACUACGAGGAGAAGCAAUGCAGGAAGCUGCUGAUGCAGCUAGGAGUGCUAUGGUCAGUGUCAUAGGUUUGGAUUCAGAGAAGGUCCAACUGUUGUGUGAUGCAGCUAAUGAAGAAGUUGAUGACGAAAAUAAAGUGCAGAUUGCAAAUUACCUCUGUACUGGCAAUUAUUCAGUCUCUGGAGGCUUGAAAGGAAUAGAAGCAGUAGAAGCUAAAGCAAAGUCGUUUAAGGCUCGGAUGACGGUGCGUCUAGCUGUUGCUGGUGCUUUCCACACAAGCUUUAUGAAACCAGCAGUCUCUAGAUUGGAAGCUGCAUUGGCUGCAACAGAAAUUAAGACUCCUAGAAUACCAGUCAUAUCCAAUGUUGAUGCGAAACCACAUGCUGAUCCAGACACAAUUAAGAGGAUAUUAGCCAAUCAGGUGACUUCUCCCGUUCAGUGGGAAACGACAAUCAAGACUCUGCUUACGAAAGGGUUGAAGAAGAGUUACGAAUUAGGUCCUGGAAAGGUGAUAGCUGGUAUUGUCAAGAGAAUGGACAAGACUGCUGAGGUCGAAAAUAUCGGUGCUUGAAACCUUUGAUAGGUCCUAGAAUUUAUUGCUGCAAUUUUGUCUUCUCAUGCGGCUUCUCAGCGCGCAGAGCUGCAGUUUCUUGCUUGACCUGAUAUGAGUCAUGAAGAGCUCGAGGUCCCUUCUCUUUGCUCAUCUCUGUUUUUCCUCCCUUUGACCCAAUUCUUGAUUGGAUACAGAGGAACUAGAUUUACCAGCACUUGCUUUGUAUGAAAGAUAAUAUUAGAUAAAAAGUCUGAACCCUGAAGGGAGUAACAAAGAGUUAAUUGCUUUAUUACACAUUCUACUGAAUAAUCAUCUUCUCUUUCGUA
This is a messenger RNA of Syzygium oleosum, 1708 nucleotides long. RefSeq lists its product as uncharacterized. The coding region runs from base 153 to 1400 and encodes 415 amino acids. NCBI's taxonomy places the organism in Eukaryota, Viridiplantae, Streptophyta, Magnoliopsida, Myrtales, Myrtaceae. The transcript has 10 exons. Gene Ontology annotation, molecular function: [acyl-carrier-protein] S-malonyltransferase activity. The record is from RefSeq and is a predicted model, not a curated record.